GUGUCGCGAGCGGGCGAGCCAGCGCUGAGGAGCCGGGCAGGAGCGGCGGGGCCCAGGCGAGAGCAGGGGGCCGGGGCCGCCCGACUGCGGAGGGAAGGGGGCCGGGCGCCUCGGUCGCUCUCCCGCCCCGCCAUGAAGCCGAGGCGCAGGUCCUGAGGGGCGAGUCCGCCCGGGCGCCGCUGCUCCCGAGGGGCGCGUCGAGCCAGCGGGAGGCAUGAGCGGGGCGCGCCGGCAGCCGCCAGUGCGCUCCCGGGCCCGCCUGACACGUGCGCUCCCGGCUGCGCCUCCGCAACGCCUGGCUCGGGAGCUGCCCGGCGCAGUGUGAAGCCGGAGCGCGGACGGGCAGGUUCUCCUCUGGCCGCAGCCGACUGAGCCGCCUCCACUUCGCUUUGGCCCGCGCCGGGACCCAUGGAGAGGGACCCCGGCGGCGAGGCGAAGCGCCGACCCGCUUCCUCCCGCCCCCCGGUGGCCGGCGGCGCCUCUUAGAAGCGCUCCCCUGGCCGGGCCCUUCCUUCAUGCCCCUUCUCGCCCAGCGCCACUCGUCGGCCAGGAUCGGCUGCCUCGGCGGCGCCCCUCCGCCUGCGCGCUCCCCCCCGGGGGCUGUCCGUGAAGAUGCGCUUGCAAAGGACUCUGCUGCUCCUCUGCCUCCUGAGCUUGGCGGCCGUCAGCCUGGCGCUCUCCUCCUGCACCACGCUCGACCUGGAGCACAUCAAGAAGAAGCGGGUGGAGGCCAUCCGCGGCCAGAUCCUCAGCAAGCUGCGCCUCACCAGCCCCCCGGAGACGGUGGGCCCGAGCCACGUGCCCUACCAGAUCCUCGCUCUGUAUAACAGCACCCGGGAGCUUCUGGAGGAGAUGGAGGAGGAGAAGGAGGAGAGCUGCUCGCAGGACAACACCGAGUCCGAGUACUAUGCCAAGGAGAUCUACAAAUUUGACAUGAUCCAGGGCCUCCCGGAGCACAAUGAGUUGACCUACUGCCCCAAAGGUGUCACUUCCAACGUCUUCCACUUCAACGUGUCUUCAGCCGAAAAGAACGGCACCAAUCUCUUCCGGGCUGAAUUUCGUGUCUUGCGAGUGCCAAACCCCAGUUCCAAACGCACAGAGCAACGCAUUGAGCUCUUCCAGAUUCUGAAGCCUGAUGAGCACAUCGCGAAGCAGCGUUACCUUAGUGGCCGGAAUGUGAUGACCCGAGGCUCCCCCGAGUGGCUGUCCUUUGAUGUCACAGAGACCGUGCGGGAAUGGCUGCUGCGUAGAGAAUCUAACCAGGGACUGGAGAUCAGCAUCCACUGCCCAUGCAAUACCUUCCAGUCGAAUGGUGACAUCUUGGAGACCCUGCCUGAAGUGCUGGAGAUCAAGUUCAAAGGCAUUGACAGCGAGGAUAGCCAUGGGCGUGGGGACUUAGGGAGUCUGAAGAAGCAGAAGGACCUUCAUAAUCCCCACUUGAUUUUGAUGAUGCUGCCCCCACAUAGGCUUGGAAGUCCAGCCAUAAGAAGCCAAAGGAAAAAACGAGCACUAGACACCAACUACUGCUUUCGGAACCUGGAAGAGAACUGCUGUGUGCGCCGUCUCUACAUCGACUUCCGGCAAGACCUGGGCUGGAAAUGGGUUCAUGAGCCCAAGGGGUACUUUGCCAACUUUUGUUCUGGACCAUGCCCAUACCUCCGCAGUGCAGACACAACUCACAGCACGGUGCUUGGCCUGUACAAUACAUUGAAUCCAGAAGCAUCUGCCUCCCCCUGCUGUGUGCCCCAGGAUCUGGAGCCUCUCACCAUCUUGUAUUAUGUUGGAAGGACACCUAAAGUGGAGCAGCUGUCCAAUAUGGUGGUGAAAUCCUGCAAGUGUAGUUGAAAGGGAGUCAAGCACCAUCAGUAGCUGAGGAACUGCGAUGAUUCAUCCUCUGCUCACUGAGCAAAACAAAAUGACGCAGAACUCGUGUUGGGAGGGCCCCUGUGGUCUGGUCCUCUCAGCCUGCAAUCCAGGACAAAUGACCCAUUUUUAUGGCAGGGUUGUUGUUUUUUUU
Molecule: messenger RNA, 2017 nt
Organism: Gekko japonicus
Lineage: Eukaryota; Metazoa; Chordata; Lepidosauria; Squamata; Gekkonidae
Gene: TGFB3
Product: transforming growth factor beta 3
Exons: 7
Coding region: 613-1845 (410 amino acids)
Biological process (GO): transforming growth factor beta receptor signaling pathway; SMAD protein signal transduction; regulation of cell population proliferation
Cellular component (GO): extracellular region
Molecular function (GO): growth factor activity; cytokine activity; type II transforming growth factor beta receptor binding
Source: RefSeq, a predicted model, not a curated record